This is a messenger RNA of Musca domestica (house fly), 1067 nucleotides long. Its product is annotated as protein YIPF5 homolog. The transcript has 5 exons. The record is from RefSeq and is a predicted model, not a curated record. Gene Ontology annotation, biological process: vesicle fusion with Golgi apparatus; endoplasmic reticulum to Golgi vesicle-mediated transport. Gene Ontology annotation, cellular component: trans-Golgi network; membrane. Lineage: Eukaryota; Metazoa; Arthropoda; Insecta; Diptera; Muscidae. The coding region runs from base 175 to 963 and encodes 262 amino acids.
GCUAGCACUUUGUUAUCCGUCACAUAAAUGCAUAAUUAUAAGUCGACCUCGACAUCCCUAAAUCCAAAUUCUUGUUUGCUUUCGUGGAUUUCUGAUUGAAAUAGAAAAAAAUAAAAAGGAAAACCUCCUUUUCCUAAGCUUAGUUUAAGGUGUUAUUCUAUAAACAAUCACAAAAUGGCUAAUUUUGGUGGACCCAAUGACUUCUACACGAGCGGUGAUAAUUCAUACAACUUUGAUAUGCCGGAGUUCGAACAAGAAUUAAAUUUUCAGAAUUUUGAAAAUACACCAACAAAUGUACCCCCAAAUUAUGAUAUGAAUUAUCCCAAUACCAACAACAGUGGCAUGAGUUCAUUUUACGAUCCAAAUGCCUAUGCACCAAAUCCAUACGAUCAAAACGAUAAGGGCUUUAAAGCUGGAGGCGGUGGCAAUACCGGAAAUGAGUUUGAAGAUGAACCUCCAUUAUUGGAGGAGUUGGGCAUAAACCCUAACCAUAUCUUUCAAAAGACAUUGGCUGUUUUGAAUCCCAUGCGUGGAGCCGAUCAACAAAUACUUCAGGAUACUGACAUGGCUGGACCAUUAGUCUUCUGUUUAGCAUUGGGUGGAUUUUUACUUUUGAGUGGCAAAGUGACAUUUUCUUAUAUUUAUGGCAUUGGAGUUAUGGGUAGUAUUGCAUUCUAUUGUUUGCUAAGCCUUAUGGCUUCACAAGCAAACGUAACAUUUGGUGCAGUUGUCUCAGUGUUGGGUUAUUGUUUACUACCCAUGGUGGUGUUAUCAGGGGUUAAUGUCUUGAUAACGAUACAAGGAACAAUCGGUUUAAUUGUUGCUGGCGUGUGCAUACUAUGGUGCUCGUUGUCAGCAUCUAAGCUUUUUGUUACAGCCUACUCAAUGGAUCAUCAACAAGUUUUGAUCGCCUAUCCCUGUGCCCUAUUGUAUGGAGUCUUUGCUUUAAUUACCAUUUUUUAAUCCAUUAAAUCAACGAGAAUGUUAUUUGUGUACUCUAUGUUUCAUAAAUUUAGUUUAAUAUUAUUUCAUUUAAUACAACAAAAUAAAAGAUAAUCGAAAAAUUA